Messenger RNA from Cynara cardunculus var. scolymus (artichoke), 2451 nucleotides. RefSeq names its product neutral/alkaline invertase 3, chloroplastic-like. The record is from RefSeq and is a predicted model, not a curated record. Gene Ontology annotation, cellular component: chloroplast. The coding region runs from base 283 to 2214 and encodes 643 amino acids. NCBI's taxonomy places the organism in Eukaryota, Viridiplantae, Streptophyta, Magnoliopsida, Asterales, Asteraceae. The transcript has 8 exons. Gene Ontology annotation, biological process: sucrose catabolic process. Gene Ontology annotation, molecular function: endo-alpha-N-acetylgalactosaminidase activity; sucrose alpha-glucosidase activity.
CCAACUUAAACACAGAAAUCGACCAUUUCUCGACUUGGGUAUCAGAGAUUAUAACCUUCCUUCAAUUCAACUUCACGAUUUCUGUAUCAACAUCACUUCAAUCAGGUGUUGAUUCUGUUGUAGAUCACUUUUGUAGUCAAACAAGCCAUUUGGAGCAGACAUUGAUAUCCAUUUGUUCAGAUUCAGAGAAAAUUGAGGCAUAUCAAACAGAAGGGGAGGACCAGGGUGUUUGAAUUGAAUCCGUUCGGUUUUUGCUGGAACCUAUAAAGCCUAGUUAUUGCCAUGGGUUCUUCUGAAGCAAUUUUGCAAGUUUUCUGUGGGGUUGCACCUUUGAAGCAAUUCCUCAAGUCGGAUUUAACAUUUUCUCCUGGAUCCCUUACAAAAUGCAAAAAGGGAAGUGGAUCAAGUGUUGUUCGGUUAUUCAGGUGCUCAAGUAUUUUCAAGAACGGUCAUAUUCAUCGCCAGUUUCCUAGAACUCCUAGAAUUCCGUAUGAAAGCUUCAAAAACGGACGAUUUGAUCAUUCGUGUUGUAAAUGCAAAAAUGCUGAAAGUGUUAGUGGUUUUACUGCUGAGGAUGGAAAUGGUACAUGGUUUGUGGAUAAUGCCAAACAGUUUAAUACCAUUCACGAUAUGGUUAAUCCACCAAAUCUCUUGGAUUCGGAGGACGUUCAAAGGUUAAAGAAAGAAAAGGAGGUUUCGAUGUCUGAUAGCAAAGUCCAUGAUAAGAUGCAAAAGACUAGUCUUGAUAUGAUCGAGGAUGAAGCGUGGGACCUACUGCGUGAAUCCAUUGUGACCUAUUGUGGUAGUCCUAUUGGAACUAUAGCUGCAAAGGACCCCACCAGCUCAAGUGUUCUUAACUACGAUCAAGUUUUCAUCCGUGACUUCAUACCUUCCGGUAUAGCAUUCUUAUUAAAAGGGGAGUAUGACAUUGUCCGCAGUUUCAUCCUUCACACACUUCAACUUCAGAGCUGGGAGAAAACGAUGGAUUGUCAUAGCCCUGGUCAGGGAUUGAUGCCAGCCAGUUUUAAGGUUCGUACGGUACCCCUUGAGGGUGAUGACACCGCAACCGAAGAAGUAUUAGAUCCCGACUUUGGAGAGGCUGCAAUUGGGCGUGUUGCCCCUGUUGAUUCUGGAUUGUGGUGGAUUAUAUUGUUACGUGCAUAUGGAAAGAGUUCCGGAGAUAUGUCACUCCAAGAGAGAAUUGAUGUUCAAACUGGAAUUAAGAUGAUCCUUAAGUUAUGUCUUGCUGAUGGUUUCGAUAUGUUUCCUACUUUGCUGGUUGCUGAUGGUCCUUGCAUGAUCGAUCGCCGUAUGGGAAUUCAUGGCCACCCGCUCGAAAUCCAAGCGUUAUUUUAUUCCGCAUUAAUGUGUGCACGGGAAAUGCUUGCACCAGAGGAUGGAACAGCAGAUCUUGUUAGAGCCUUAAACAACCGUCUUGUUGCAUUAUCAUUCCACAUACGAGAAUAUUACUGGAUAGAUAUGGGAAAACUUAACGAAAUCUACCGUUACAAGACUGAAGAAUACUCUUAUGAUGCCGUCAACAAAUUCAACAUUUACCCUGAUCAAAUUUCUCCGUGGUUAGUAGAAUGGAUGCCAAAUAAAGGAGGAUACCUUAUUGGAAACCUGCAACCGGCUCAUAUGGACUUCCGCUUUUUCUCUCUUGGAAAUUUUUGGUCUGUAGUCAGCAGUCUAGUUACAGCUGAUCAAUCACACGCGAUUUUGGAUCUUAUUGAAGCGAAAUGGGCGGAUUUAGUCGCGGAUAUGCCUUUCAAGAUUUGUUAUCCUGCUCUUGAAGGUCAGGAAUGGCAAAUUAUCACAGGCAGUGAUCCUAAGAACACGCCAUGGUCAUACCACAAUGGAGGUUCGUGGCCAACUUUGCUCUGGCAGCUUACAGUGGCAUGCAUCAAGAUGGACAGGCCAGAAAUCGCCGCAAGAGCCGUUGAGGUAGCAGAGAGGCGGUUGGCUCAAGACAAGUGGCCUGAAUACUACGACACCAAAAGAGGAAGGUUUAUAGGGAAGCAAUCGCGAUUAUUUCAAACAUGGACAAUUGCAGGAUAUCUUGUAUCAAAACUUCUCCUUGCCGACCCAACGAAAGCCAAGAUUCUGAUGACGGAUGAAGAUUCCCAGCUUGUUAAUGCCUUUUCGUGCAUGAUCACUUCUAAUCCACGAAAGAAACGCGGUCCAAAGCCUUCCGAGAAGACCUACAUUGUAUGACCUUUCUAUUUUGGGAAAGUUUAUUUGUUCUUUAGGUAUAGAUUAUACUAUAUAGUAAGGGGCGCAAAUUUAAGCCGCCUCGUAUUGCUUGUUAUUUGUGAUUGGAGAUCACGAGUUCGAGUCAUGGAAACGAUCCAAAAAGACCAUGUACAAUUACAUUCCGUUUGAAGACAUGUAAAUAUGUACUUUGUUCUUGUAUAUGAUUAUGAAAUGAAGAGAAAUGAUCCCAUUCUUGCA